UACAAUAAACACGGCGGUCUGCGGGUGCGCACGUAAAGAGCGCGAGUCGUUCAAUCGUCAACGCUGAGCGGUCAACGACGAGUACGGGGUGCAGAUAAAACAACCAAUAUGGGGACGAUACUGAAUAACGUGACACGUUACUACCACUACAUAAAUGAUGACCUGGCCGAUACACGAACGAACAGCUUCUGGUUGGUAUCGAACCCGAUACCAAUAUGUAUAAUAAUGUUCCUGUACCACCGAUUCGUUCACUCCUGGGGACCGCAGUUCAUGGCGAAUCGUCCGGCUUACAAGUUGAAAAAUACAAUCAUAGUGUAUAACAUAGUCCAGAUCUUCUUAUCGGGACUCAUAACCGUUAAGAGCAUUACAUGGCUGUACCUACCAGGCUACUACAAUAUUUGGUGUCAGAAAAUAAACUACGAGGACAACGAAGUCGAGAGGAUGGUCAUUGAUUACGUGUAUCUGUACUACGUCAUCAAGAUCAUCGACUUACUUGACACGGUAUUUUUCGUGCUACGAAAGAAGUUUAAUCAAGUAACGUUUCUCCACGUGUAUCACCACUUGGGCAUGUGUCUGCUGGGCUUCAUUGGGACGAAAUUUGUGCCGGGUGGUCACGGCAUUAUGCUGGGGUUCAUUAAUUCGAUUGUUCAUUCUGUAAUGUAUACCUACUACUUGAUAUCAAUUGUCAGACGGGAAUGGGUCAGGAUAUGGUGGAAGAAAUACAUAACUCAGCUGCAAAUAUUGCAAUUCCUGCUGCUGAUUCUGCACUUUGGCCAUGUGAUCUUCGAACCCUCCUGCGCGUACCCGAAGUGGGUGUCGUUUGUAUUUUUACCCCACAAUAUAUUUAUAUUGAUUUUGUUCACGGACUUUUAUAUCAAAGAGUACAUUUAUAAAAAGAAAAAAUAAGUGAAUGUAAUCAUUAGUAA
This is a messenger RNA of Vanessa atalanta (red admiral), 926 nucleotides long. RefSeq names its product elongation of very long chain fatty acids protein AAEL008004-like. The coding region runs from base 109 to 906 and encodes 265 amino acids. The transcript is spliced from 7 exons. Lineage: Eukaryota; Metazoa; Arthropoda; Insecta; Lepidoptera; Nymphalidae. Gene Ontology annotation, cellular component: endoplasmic reticulum membrane. The record is from RefSeq and is a predicted model, not a curated record. Gene Ontology annotation, biological process: fatty acid elongation, polyunsaturated fatty acid; very long-chain fatty acid biosynthetic process; sphingolipid biosynthetic process. Gene Ontology annotation, molecular function: fatty acid elongase activity.